This is a messenger RNA of Hypanus sabinus (Atlantic stingray), 1524 nucleotides long. It is a transcript of the gene aar2, whose product is annotated as AAR2 splicing factor. Lineage: Eukaryota; Metazoa; Chordata; Chondrichthyes; Myliobatiformes; Dasyatidae. Gene Ontology annotation, biological process: spliceosomal tri-snRNP complex assembly. The transcript has 4 exons. Bases 134 to 1288 code for a protein of 384 amino acids. The record is from RefSeq and is a predicted model, not a curated record.
GGUUUUGCCGCCGGACCGGAAGUGGUGCGACGGUUAACGGUGCUGCGAGGUUGAGGGUCCGCUUCAGCGCCGAGAGUUGAAUCGGUCAAAGGGCCGAUUGUCCGGCAGCGGGAAGCGAAUACAGCUCAAAAAUAUGGCUGCUAUGGAAAUGGAUCAAGAGCUUGCCAAAACGUUGUUCUUUGAAGGAGGAACUCUUAUUAUACUUGGAGUUCCCGAAGGCACUGAAUUUGGCAUUGAUUAUAACUGCUGGCAAGUGGGACCAAAAUUUAAAGGGGUAAAGAUGAUUCCACCAGGAAUCCACUUCAUGUAUUUCAGUGCUGUGAAUUGCAGAGGUGGUCAGGUAACGGGACCACGCACUGGUUGUUUCUUUCAUAUAAAGCAGCGGGAAAUUCUUAUAAAGCGAUGGGACAAGAAAGAGGAAGAAAUUGUUCUGGUGGAGGCCUCUGAAGAGGAGUUAGAACGUAUAAGAGAAAAUCUGACUGAACUUGACAAGUCUUUGGGGCCAUACCCAUAUGAAACGAUGAAAAGAUGGGUGUCUUUGACCAAUCUCAUUACUGAUCCUUUAAUUCAGAGCCUGCAGCCCGCAAGUGGAAAAAUCAGUGCUUUUUCUGAAGUUCUACCAGAACUAGUAAUGCCACAUACAAAAGAUCGCUUGGAGCAGAAUCUAUUGCCUUAUGAUACAAUAUGCAAAAGCUAUGAGGAGGGUUUAGCAAGGCUGCCUAAAAUGAAGAUUAAAGCAGGUACAGAGAUCAGAUUUUCAAAGAUACCAAUUCGGAAGUAUCCAGAGGGGGCAUCCCCAGCUGAAAUAACAAAGUGCAGUAUGGACUUCAGCUAUGCUUUGGAAACUGUCAUAAACCAGCGGUACUCAUCAAAGCCGAAAGAGAUUCUCGGGGAACUGCAGUUUUCUUUUGUGUGCUUCCUGAUUGGUUAUGUCUACGAUGCAUUUGAGCAUUGGAAAGAGCUACUUCGUCUACUCUGUCACUCUGAGGAAGCUGUGACAAAACAAAAGGACCUCUAUUCUGCCCUCAUCUCUGUCCUCUAUCACCAACUUAAUGAAAUUCCUGCAGACUUCUUUGUGGAUAUAGUCUCCAAAGAUAACUUCCUAACCACGACGUUACAGGAAUUCUUCUCUUAUUCUUGUGGCCCUAAUGUGGACAAAGCGCUUCAAAAACGUGUGGAAAAAUUUAAAGCUCAUUUAACCAAAAAGUUCAAGUGGGAUUUUGAUGAAGAACCUGAUGAUUGUGCCCCAGUCAUGGUUGAGUUGCCGGAAGGAGUGACCCUGGACUGAUUUAUUCAUUUAAGGAAAUGACUGAUUGAGGGUUUUAAAUUCUUUAAUCAUUAGAAAAUACGUAAGUGUUUGGUGAAAAGAAUUUAAAAAACAAAAAUAUUUCUUAAUUUUUAAAUGUCAUUGUAAAAUAUCCUUCUAUAUUUAGUAUAUAUAUUUUGUGAAUUAACUCAUUUGAAAGUUUGUUCUUUUUAUGAUGUCCAAACUGAACAAAUUAAAUAUAAUGUCCAGAUCUAUAA